Messenger RNA from Magnusiomyces paraingens, 366 nucleotides. RefSeq lists its product as uncharacterized. Gene Ontology annotation, cellular component: RNA polymerase II, core complex. Gene Ontology annotation, molecular function: DNA binding; protein dimerization activity. The record is from RefSeq and is a predicted model, not a curated record. Gene Ontology annotation, biological process: transcription by RNA polymerase II. The transcript has 2 exons. The coding region runs from base 1 to 366 and encodes 121 amino acids. Lineage: Eukaryota; Fungi; Ascomycota; Dipodascomycetes; Dipodascales; Dipodascaceae.
AUGAAUGCCCCUGAUAGAUUUGAGCUCUUUAUAUUACCCGAGGGUGUUUCUAAAAUUGAAAUAUCUCCAGAUCCGCGUAUGCCUAAUGCUGCUAUUAUAAAAUUUGAACGUGAAGAUCAUACCCUGGGUAAUCUCUUGCGCUCCCAGCUUUUACAAGACUCCCGUGUUCUUUUUGCAGCUUACAAGGUUCCUCAUCCUUUAUUCCCAAAUUUUUUAAUGCGAAUUCAAACAGAAGAAGGAUACUCCCCUAAAGAAGCUCUGAAAAAUGCAUGUCAAGCUGUUAUUCAUCAGCUUGGCUUACUUUCAAAAAGAUUCAAAGAAGAGUGGGAUCUUAAGGCUAUGAUUGGUGAGCCUGAGGAAAUAUAA